Messenger RNA from Meloidogyne enterolobii, 1033 nucleotides. Lineage: Eukaryota; Metazoa; Nematoda; Chromadorea; Rhabditida; Meloidogynidae. The record is from the annotation of a GenBank genome assembly.
CGUUAGUGUUAGCCUUUUUAUUGUUCGGAUUUCCUUCCCUUUUUUCAGUUAAUGGUCACAUUACCCAUCAAAUAUUCCUUUUAUACGGUGUUCGAGUACCGAUUAUUUAUCUAAUCAAAUAAAUAUUAAUUAAAGUUGUAUGGCAAAAAGUGGACAAACAAGUGUUUAUACAGGCCCAUUAUUCCUUCCUAAAGAGCAAAUAAUAAAAUUUAUGCUUAUCGGGAAAAACGAAUUAGCAGUACCCACAAAUUUUUUUAAGAUAGCUAUUGUGGAGUAUUUGAAUGAUAUUGGAGAGAUAAAUUAUUGGAUUGAAGCAUUUGUUCUUCCAAAUGAAUUUAAUGAAUUAAUGAGUAAAAAAAUUGAAGAAGAAAUGCCUUUAUAUAAAUUAAAAGAAAAAUUGCCAGAAUUUGUAUUUAAUUGCCGAAAUGCCGGUUAUAAAAUCACUCAAAAAGAAAACUCGAAAAGGAUUAAUAUCCACAAUUUGAUAGCUAAUUAUAGCGAAUCUGUCGACUUUAUUGAACAAAAUUCUGAAUUUAGAAUUUUGACUAAAAUCAAAAAAACAAUUCGAAAUUUGAAAGGAGGGCAUAAAUUCCAUAAAGAUAAAGCUGGGGAAUUUCAAAUUAUUAAAGAAAAAGUUGUGGUAGAAAAAUAUUUGAAGAAAGAAUUAAUAAAUGUAGAGGAUGAACAUGUAGAAGAUGAAGUUUUAGAGGAUGCUUCGAUUAAAGAAAAAUUAAAUCUAGAAAAUGAAGAUAAAUUAAUUAAGAAAAAUAAUCAGAAAAAGAAGGAAGAUAAGCGUCAGAAAAGAAUUAAAGCACAAAAGGCUAAAAGAACAAAUAAAAUAGCUUCAACUAGCAAUUUAUCCGAACCAGAAAAAAAUAUUCCACAAUUGGAAGAUUCAACACCAAGUCGAUUAGCUGAAUGUUCAGACAAUUCAAAUAACAAUGAAAAUGAGCAAGUUAUUGAAGCUGAAGCAGAAGAAAGUAAUAGAGUAAUUUGGCUUAAGAAAAUAUGGAAAUAUUUAUUUUCUUCUUAA